AUGGCGGCCAACGGGUCCGGCUGGGGACCUCCCUGCAAGCCAAGGACGACGGGAAUUGUAUUCCAACAGGCCCUGAGAGUUUCAUUGGGGAACACAGAACGGGAACAAGAACAGGGACUACAAACAAGAUGGCAUCUUCCUCCGCUCUCCUCUCCAAGAUCUCAGCCUCUUUUCCUCUACAAUCCCCUGCGCGUGUGGGACCCGACGGGAGUCUCAGGCCGUCCACUUCCUUUCCUCUCCAGUUAUCCCUGUCAGGAACAAUGGAGAAAGGUGAAGACGGAUAAGGACUACGUGCAAGAUGGCGUACAGCGCAAGAUCCAAGCAGUCCCUCCUUCAAGGUCUGACCUUCCGUGUGUGACGACCCGGGAAGGGAGCCGCCAGGUGCUUGCCUCUCCCAAUGCCCUACGAGAAAUCUCAGACCUGCCUCUGAUUUUCUUUCCUGUAGCUCAACCAGUUGUCCUCUGCUUGUUGUCCCUGCUGCUGGCACCCUCUGUCCUGGGUGCCCCGGUAUCCCUGGCUGCCUCCAUCAACCAAGCCUAUAACUUGGCCCUCUACAUGCAGAAGAACGCAUCGGUGCUGCUGCAAACUUACCUCCAGUACCAAGGCAGCCCCUUCAGUGACCCGGGCUUCUCAGCCCCUGAGCUCCAGCUGAGCAGCCUGGCCCCCGCAGCUGUCCCCUUCGUGUCGUGGCGUGACCUGGGAGAUGGCGAGAGGUUGGUCCAGGUCCGAGGUGCUUUCUCAGCCCUGGCCCAGCACCUGCAGCUUGUGAGUGAUGACCAGGCUGACCUGAAUCCUGACAGUUCUGUCUUGCUAUCUCAACUUGCAGCUGCGAGGCUACGAGCCCAGGGCCUGAUGGGCAAUAUAGCUUCUGUCAUGGCGGCCCUGGGGGUAUCCAUUCCUCCUGAAGUGGAUGCUCUUGGCCCUGCACCCUUUGGAGCCUCUGCCUUUCAGAAGAAAUGUCGGGGCUAUGUAGUGACCCGGGAAUACGGACAGUGGACAGACAGGGCUGUGCGGGACUUGGCUCUGCUUAAGGCCAAAUAUGUUAUGGAGUGA
This is a messenger RNA of Trichosurus vulpecula (common brushtail), 1053 nucleotides long. Its product is annotated as cardiotrophin-2-like. The transcript is spliced from 4 exons. The coding region runs from base 1 to 1053 and encodes 350 amino acids. The record is from RefSeq and is a predicted model, not a curated record. Lineage: Eukaryota; Metazoa; Chordata; Mammalia; Diprotodontia; Phalangeridae.